AAUGACAUCAACGUUUAUAGGGUUUAGGGUCUGAAGAGGGGAAGACGAUUCGCGCAUCACGCUUUUCAAUGGAUUUUCCUUUUCAAAAAAUGAGAAAAUAUUAUCUAGGCAGCCCGAAGAACACAGUUGCGCACAUUACAUAUUAGAUCUCAUUAUCCUUCGAUAGACUUUUUUUGCGAACGUUCUCGCUCGCUGUCCUCGCGCGUGCGUUAACUAGAUCAAUGAAAUUUCCAGAAGUGUCAGCCCUAAGAUAUCUCAAGGAACGUGAAUGAUAAUCGCGAUUGCACUAUCAAUCAGACUCGUUCGCGAUCGCUUGUCCUCGCUCGUUAACUCGAUUGAUAGGCUCGGCGCUUCCCUCUUUUUUUUCGCGCUAUUCUUUGUCGCGGCACGGCGCGGCGGCAGAUCGACGUGGCCGACAGGUUUGCCGACCGGAUCUCCAACGGUACCGUACAGCCCAUACCCCGGGAAAACCGAGCGCCGUGCUCCGGCUAGAUCCGCGCCACCACGCCGUCGAAUUCCCAGUUUGUCGCGCUUAACCGGUGCGCGUGGUCCAACCUGUCGCGCCGUUCUCUUCCCGCGGAGAAGCGAUCGUAGUGCGGUGGCAAUCCAGGAUCGAGCGGAUCGAGUAACCUUGGAGACCUCCCAAUUUCUAAGCACUGCCUUGAGCACCGUUGUUUCCACGAUCCGUUACGUCAUUGAAAUGGCAUAAAAGAGUCGAGACAUUUGUGAAAUAGCAAUGACAAUGCGGUGUCGGGCGACGUCGAUCGUCGUCGCAGUCGCCCUUCUGAUCGUCCUGCUGGACGGUGCGAUCGGCAAGCUGCGGGUCGCCUACCGAUGGAAGCAGAUUGAUUACGAGUGGCCAAGCAACGACAUUAAGAGGCUUUUCCCAGAUUACAAGCAGGAGGACAAUCUGCCCUUGGGUUUGGAGGUGGCUGGCGAUCGGCUCUUUAUCACGGUGCCGAGAUGGAGACAGGGGGUUGCCGCCAGUCUCAAUUACAUUAGGCUCAACGACACACGCGAAUCGCCACCCCUGAUUCCGUACCCCUCCUGGGAGGCUCAUCAGUAUGGCGCCGCCGGCGUGCCGGAGAUCGUCUCGACGUUCCGUGUGCGCGCCGACCGUUGCAAUCGGCUAUGGGUCCUGGACACGGGACUCACGGACAUCCUGGGCAGCCCCGAUCAGCAGACGCCGCCAGCGUUGCUCGUGUACGACCUGACCAACGAUCGCUUGCUGCGCAAGUAUGUGAUACCGCCCGAUCAGAAGAUCGCCGAUUCCUUGUUCGCCAACAUCGCCGUCGAAGACUACUCGUGCGGGGAUUCGUACGGCUACCUGGGCGAUCUGGGUGGCCCGGGUCUCGUCGUCUACUCUUGGCAACUCCACAAGUCUUGGCUCGUCAAGCACCACUCUUUCCACCCGGAUCCGAUGGGUGGAGAAUUCAAGGUGUCCGGAAUAUCGUUCCAAUGGAAUGACGGCCUGUUCGGGAUGGCUCUCGCGCCGACUGGUGAUGGCUACAGCACCUUGUACUACCAUCCACUCUCCAGCGGCAUGGAAUUUUCCGUCAGUACGAGGUUGUUGCGUGACCCUCUGCGCGCCAGUUCCGCAGAAACAUCCCACGAGUUCCAAACGCUGGGAUCGCGCGGGCCCAACGGCCAGAGCAGCGUCAGCUUCCUGGAUCCGAAGACCGGAAUUCUCUUUUACGCGCUUACGAAUCUGAACGCCAUCGCCUGUUGGAGGCCGCAGAAUAAAUUCACUAUGCAACAACAGGGCUAUGUCUAUCAGGAUAACGUCACCAUGAUCUUCCCCAAUGAUCUUAAGGUUGAUCGGAACGGCAACCUGUGGGUCCUCUCCGACAGACUGCCCAUCUUCAUGUAUUCGCAAUUGGACCUACAUGAUUAUAACUUCAGGAUACUCAUGGGCUCGACCGAGGAACUCAUCAUGGGCACGGUUUGCGGGUCGACGUCAUUUUCAACUUAUUCCACGACGACGAGGAUGUACGAUCCCUAUGAUCAUAGAGACCACGAUCACCACGAUCACAUGAAUCACAUUGAUCACAAAGAUCACACGAUGCCCAGAAUCUACGGAAACUCUGCCGGUUCUGUAAAGACAGAAAUCGCGACGAUGAUGUUAUUGACGUGUCUGAGCAAAGCUCUCGUUUGAGGGGCGACUAUUGGAAAAAUCGGGGAGAAUAAAACUAGUAGAAUUAAAGAUAAAAAUAAGAUUAAAAGCAAAUGUAGAUAGAAAUAGAAAAGAAGGGAGCGAGGAUGAGGGAGAAGAAGAAAGUUAUGGAAUAUUCAUUAAGUCGACGUUGUUUCCUUUAUAAAAUAAUUUAGAAUAAUCUUGAAGCGAAGUAACCGAAUUAAUCGAGCAAAAUUCUUUAUACGUAGAAUUAUCGCUUGUUAUAAAAUUAUGAAAAAAUGAUAAAUAUUUAUUUAAUAUCGCGGUUACAAAAUUAAAUCUAUUAACUUAUUGUCGGAGACUUAUUUAUUAUCCCAUCUAAUUGCUUUAUACGAGCCUUGUAAAAGUCCGAGAGUUAUAGCGUAUGUUAUUAAUCAUUUUAAUUAUAAUUACAAUUUUUUUUUACUUUAUUAUUAUAAAUAUAAUAUGUGUAUUCUGAACAAUUUUGCAUUGCAGUAAAAUGAAAAAUACGAUUAAGAAUUGGUACAAAUUAUUUCGAUCGCGUACUAAUGAUUAACGAUAAUAGUUAAUGGCCUCCAUGUGCACAGUACAAGCGCUUUCUCAUUAGAUGUUCGUCUCCUCGUUUGCUUAUCUCUCGAGCAAACACACACAUUUCUCUCCUCCGUCGAGUACAUACGUUACUGUUAUCUACUCAUGCUAAUUAAAACUGCCAUUACAUUUACGUGUCAGAUGUAACAUAAUAUAUACCAUGAGAAAAGAAGAAGAAUCUCCAAUAAAGCAUUUUUCUUUA
This is a messenger RNA of Solenopsis invicta (red fire ant), 2924 nucleotides long. RefSeq names its product protein yellow (gene yellow-b). The record is from RefSeq and is a predicted model, not a curated record. The transcript has 7 exons. Bases 737 to 2155 code for a protein of 472 amino acids. Gene Ontology annotation, cellular component: extracellular region. Lineage: Eukaryota; Metazoa; Arthropoda; Insecta; Hymenoptera; Formicidae.